GCAGUAUAGAUAAAGUGUGUGAAUGAGAGAAAAAUGAAUAUUGUCGGCACCAUAACGUCGGGACGUUUUUUCCCAUACCAACUGCCCAUAUAGGAGUAUUACAUAUAUAUGAAUGUAUAUAAUCUUUGUAUGAAUGUAUCCUAGUAUUCCAUAGAUAAUGGAGUACCCCCUCAUAAGAUUUGGCAAUGUCAAUCUGUAACAUUAAAUCGAGGUCUAGUUUCGAUUCUCCCAGCGAUAUUUCGAUUAUUACUAGUUUGUUUGGAACAGUCCUCUAGGGAUAAAGUCCAAGUUUUAUUUCAAGUUUAUUUUUUUAGAAUUAUAGUUGUUUCAGAUUUUUAUUAUAGUUAAUAUCUGUAAAUAAAAUGGCUCGUGUUUUAGUAGGAAUAAAAAGAGUUAUUGAUUAUGCUGUAAAAGUUCGUGUAAAACCUGAUAAAACGGGUGUCGUAACAGAUGGUGUGAAACAUUCCAUGAAUCCUUUUGAUGAAAUAGCAGUAGAGGAAGCCGUUCGAUUGAAAGAAAAAAAAUUAGCUUCAGAAAUUAUUGCUGUGUCCUGUGGGCCUUUACAGUCUCAAGAAGUACUUAGAACUGCUUUAGCUAUGGGGGUGGAUAAGGGUAUUCAUGUUGAAAUAUCUGGAGCAGAAUAUGAGACUUUACAGCCUAUUCAUGUGUCAAAGAUUCUUGCAAAAAUUGCUCAAAAUGAAAAAGCUGAUUUAAUAAUUGUUGGAAAACAGGCUAUUGAUGAUGAUAGUAACCAAACAGCUCAAAUGACAGCAGCAAUUUUAGAUUGGCCACAAGCUACAUUUGCAUCCAAAAUAGAGAAAGGAGAUGCAGAGAUUUCUGUAACUAGAGAAAUUGAUGGCGGUUUAGAAAAUAUUAAAUGUAAAAUUCCAGCUGUGAUUAGUGCAGACUUACGUCUAAAUGAACCAAGAUAUGCUACUCUGCCUAAUAUUAUGAAAGCUAAGAAAAAACCGCUUCAAAAAUUGACGCCUAAAGAUUUGGGAAUAGAUGUGUCGCCAAGAAUCCAAAUUCUAAGUGUAGAAGAUCCUCCUACCCGUCAAGCUGGAGCUAUUCUUCCAGAUGUAGAUGCGUUAGUUGGAAAAUUAAAGGAGGGAGGUCAUAUUUAAUUUAAAAUGAACAAUCUCAUUAGUUUCAUUUAAAACUGAAGAAAACAAUUUUCUACUCAAAAAAUAUGUACAGAUUUUAGAAUAUUUUUCUAUGUCAUUUUGUUACAUAGUUGAAGUAAAAAUAUAAUUAUAGAAAAAAGUUUUCUUGG
Diorhabda sublineata is the source of this 1273-nucleotide messenger RNA. RefSeq names its product electron transfer flavoprotein subunit beta (gene Etfb). The coding region runs from base 363 to 1124 and encodes 253 amino acids. Gene Ontology annotation, cellular component: cytosol. The record is from RefSeq and is a predicted model, not a curated record. The transcript has 5 exons. Gene Ontology annotation, molecular function: electron transfer activity. NCBI's taxonomy places the organism in Eukaryota, Metazoa, Arthropoda, Insecta, Coleoptera, Chrysomelidae.